Naegleria lovaniensis is the source of this 1245-nucleotide messenger RNA. RefSeq lists its product as uncharacterized. The transcript has 2 exons. Lineage: Eukaryota; Heterolobosea; Eutetramitea; Acrasida; Naegleriidae. Bases 1 to 1245 code for a protein of 414 amino acids. The record is from RefSeq and is a predicted model, not a curated record.
AUGAUUACCCAAAAUCAAAAACUCACUUCAGAUAGACUUGUUACUGAUUCAGAUUCUCUCUACAAGAGAAUUGACUCCUAUGUAUCAAAAGGCCAUACCAACUACACAAGACUAGCACAUCAUUUUCAAACACUAGCAUCACCUGAAUUACAAGACAAUUUAUCACCUGAAGGUGCUGUGUACUUUACAGACACCAGAUUGAUGUCAGAUCAUUUCUUUUGCGAGCAUUAUCAAUAUCAUGCAUUGAAUUUUAUUGUCUGUACCAAAGAAAAGCUUAAAGAACAGCGUGAUGAAAUGAAUGAAUUAGUUCAACAAAUAUUUCACAUGUCUCAUGACAACAAUUCUCUUCAUGUGGACGUUUCGUGUUUACUGCACGAAGUAGUUGAUCUUAUAGUGAAGUUGGAAGGAAAAAUUCCUGAAAAAUUGGAACUGAAAAGUUUUUGGGAUGGCCGUUCUACCAAUGAAGUCAUUCAUGCAUUUGUAAUUCUUAACAGUAUUCUUUCUACACAAUGCAGAUACAAUGCAUUCAUUACAGAUAUGUACAAAGGACAAGAAAUUCAUAAGAAUGUUUCGAAAUAUUUUGAUAUAAGUUUUUCAAUAUUGAAUGAUUUGGUUGAACACGGAUUUAUUUACACUUUUGAGGAAAAUGGGGUGAAGAAAAGCAUAACUCUACCUGUUACAGUAUAUAUAUGUGCAGAUUUGUCAGCAUUAUGGAAGCUCUGUGAUGAAACAUUUGUGUGCCCAUAUUGUGAUUGUACUCAUGAAAAUUAUAAUACAAUAUUUGAAUACAAUCACUCUCUCGAUUUUAAUUGCAGAAAUAUUAUUCUAGAAAAAUACCCAAAAUUGAUGGAACAUGUUGUCAUUGAUGUACUUUAUGCAAAGCUUCGAAUUGUUGGGAAUUGGUUGGCUAAAUUAAUGUUGAAACUGUGUCCAGAUGAAUUAGAGGCAGUUAAAGAUGUAAUUCGACAGUUCCCAUCACUCUCAAAAUUUGAAUUUAAAGAAAAACCAUUUUACAAGCAACAGCUGGCAAUGGAAGCAAACAAAGUCUAUCAACCACCUUACCUCAAUGGAAAACAAGCGGACACCUUAUUACUCAAUUUUGAGAAAAUUUUUUUGGAAGCCUUAAACAAAAGCAGCUUUGAUUCACAAGAUGUUGCAAUUUGGUCAAUGUUUCGAUAUAUAAUUUAUGGAUACAUGGAGGCCCUUCGCAAUUACUUGCAGAGCAAAAUAUUGAGGAAGAUUUAA